Trichobilharzia regenti is the source of this 2858-nucleotide messenger RNA. The record is from the annotation of a GenBank genome assembly. Lineage: Eukaryota; Metazoa; Platyhelminthes; Trematoda; Strigeidida; Schistosomatidae.
UGUGCCGUCUACAAAUCAUCCGUCCUUCAUUUACAAAAUACAGCUAUUUGUUUUCUACAUCACUAUACAGAUAUAGCACUCCUAUCACGAGCAAGAUAUUAGAACAACUGGAAAGGAAGAUGAUAUUUUAUCCCUUGCUGUGGUAUCUUCUGAUACUUUCCGUAAAUUCUGAUGAAGAUGAAAUUCAGGGUACCUUAAAUGGGUUCGAUAGUGAAGAUAUUGAGAUUAAAAUUGGUGACAGGGCAGUUUUCAAAUGUGGUGUAUUAUCUAAUAAGAUUCCUUUGGAACGUCAAGGAUAUUGGGAAGGACGUAUAAUUAGAGGAAGGCAUAGUAUUAUAGAUAUGGAGAAAAGAAAUAAUCAAAUUUUUAUUAAACCGUCAAAUAAUUAUACAAUUUAUCUUAAAUCUGGUAUAGUUGAAAUUGAAUGCACAUUAAUUAAUUCAGAGACAAGAGAUAUUAUUUUACAAUUUACAAAAAUGAUAACCAUCACAGGCUGUGAUAAAGUAUAUGGCACAAUAAAUUUGAUUGAUGCAUCUGACAUUGUCAUUCCCAUUGGAUCAAAGGAUCAAUUUCAGUGUGGAUUAUUACCAAAAGGAAUUGAAUCACAACUGAGCGGUUAUUGGAGUGGCCAAUUCACACAAGGAAAGAAUCAUUAUCUUGUAUCUAUGAUUCAUAAUAAUGGGAAGGUUUACAUUAAGAAACCUUCGAAUGCUGAUAUAUAUGAUAUGAGUGGAAUAGUAAAACUAAAGUGUACAUUUAAAAGACAAGGUGAUAAUGUCAAGCUAUACGAAUUUGAGAGAAGCAUAAAAAUCACCCAUUGUAUGUUACAAACCCGGUUAGUAGGUUCAGUAGAAAGGCAAAUAUUGAAGAGAUAUUGUGAGCUUAAUCCCCGCCAAUCUGGUCUAAAUGCAAGAACUUGGAUAAGGAAUUACGCUGAAAAUCCAGUAUUUUGGUGGAGAGGAUAUUUUUUUGAUAUAUCACGUCUAAGUAAUGGUACAGCAGUAGUAUGGUGUACUAUUACGAACUGGAGAUUAGGAAAAGAUAUCACAACUCAUACAAGAUUCAUUCAUUUAUUCUUUCCUCAGUUUCUUCAGACGCCAGAAACCUAUGGUUCAUUUGUAAGUUUACCGGUUGGUUCAAAUGCAAAAAUAUAUGUAUAUGAAACUUGGUGGGAUGUAAAUUCGAUAAAUUCAAAAUUUCUGGAUAAUGAUCUCUUUUCUUUAAAUGUGAAGUCAAAUGGUUUUUAUGUUCAACCGCCUAAAAAUUAUGAAGUCUAUCCUAAGGCUGGUCGGAAACAUAUUCCUAUUGAUCGAUAUGGUCGAUAUUUCAUAAAGAUUUACAUCGAAGAAAUCUAUACUGGUACUCUAAACAAUAUUGAUUCUUCGGAUGUUUGGACAAAAAUUGGUUCAAAAGAUACAUUUAAAUGUGGAUUAUUAAGUCAUAGAUAUUAUAAUCCUUUAACUUAUUGGGCAUCAAAACAAAUCAGUGGACCAAAAGAUGUCAUACAUAUUGAUCAUGUACCGACUGGAAAUAUAAUUGAACCAUCUAUAUGUCAUUUAAUGUAUAAAGUACCAGCUAAAAUUCGUAUUCAAUGCAGUCUAAUGGCAUCUUAUAGAAAUAUUUUACAUAGAUUUGAAAAGACAUUAACAGUUAUCGGAGAUGAAAUAUGCGCUGCAUACAAAGCAAGUGGUCUUAAUCAUAUCCUUUUAAAGGUUGGCUCAAAUGAUACAUUUGAUUGUGACAUGAAACCAGAUGUAUAUAAAUAUAAUGAAUAUGGCUAUUGGUAUGCAGAUUAUGCUGACACAGAAUCCAUUACAUCUAAUAUUGUAUCAAUUAAAAAUUGUUAUCAUAAAGCAAUUAUUGGACCACCACUUGAUAGUGAUGUAUAUAUAAGAAGUGGUCAAGUUGAUAUUUAUUGUUAUUUAAUACCCUUUAAAAAUCAUCAACCAGAUUUUGCUCUUCAUAAACGUAUUACUAUUUUAGAUAUAUUGAUGUAUCCUGAGAAUUUAACCUUUUAUGUUGGAGAUGAUAUUGAACCAAUAUGUACUGUCACUGGAAUUAGUAUAAAUAAUCUACAUUCUAUUGGAUAUCUUCAGAUUGUUCCCCUGAAGCCUAUUGAUGAUAUAUUAAGUGUGAUACAUGCCAUUGAAACACCAUUUAUUCGACCACCUAGAGGUUAUAGAACAUAUCCAAAGCCAAGUCAUAUACCUAUUGAAUGUAUUUUUACAUCACAUGAUGGUAAAACAAUUAAAUCUCAAUUUGAGAUUCAUAUAUUAAAUAAAUCAAUGCGUAAAGUAUCAAAGAAGCAAAAACGUCAAUCAUUUUCAACGGAACCACUGAUCACACCAUUGCCUAAUCAACCUAUUUCAACGCUUUCAUGUUUACUUAUAGCAAUUAUAUGGUUUCUUUUAUUAAUUUUUGCGUCUUUAACUAUGUAUAAGUGUAUUACAUUAAAUGAUGAAAUGAAUAUUGAUGAAAUGAAAUUACAAAGUGAACUUACCAGUGAAUAUGAAUCUACUACAAAUGAGGAUUAUCAGAUAACGCCAGCAAUGAUAAUGAAUAUAGACAAAGAACAACCAGAUAAUCUUUUAGAAAUGUUUGCAUUAGAGACGAACGAUACUAACAUGAAAACUAUGGAAACGCUACAAUACUUGAUUGAAAUAUAUCAUGAUUAUUCUGAGAUUUCAGAGCAUUGGAGAGAAUUAUGGAUGAAUGAUGAUCUUGAAGGUCUUGUGCAAUCAAGUGAAUUAUUUCUCAAAUUUGUAGAAAAAAUGAUAAGAAGUAAUCAGAAAGAGCCAAUAAAAUUCAAUGAAUUAUUAGAAAUUAUAAGAAAUUGUGAAAGAAGGAUAGUUGAUUAA